This is a messenger RNA of Salvelinus namaycush (lake trout), 1530 nucleotides long. RefSeq names its product zinc finger protein ZIC 5-like. NCBI's taxonomy places the organism in Eukaryota, Metazoa, Chordata, Actinopteri, Salmoniformes, Salmonidae. The record is from RefSeq and is a predicted model, not a curated record. Gene Ontology annotation, molecular function: DNA-binding transcription factor activity, RNA polymerase II-specific; RNA polymerase II cis-regulatory region sequence-specific DNA binding. Gene Ontology annotation, cellular component: nucleus. Gene Ontology annotation, biological process: central nervous system development; regulation of transcription by RNA polymerase II. The transcript is spliced from 2 exons. Bases 25 to 1530 code for a protein of 501 amino acids.
GUGGAUGGACUUGACAGUGUAGUUAUGGAGCCCCCUUUGAGCAAGAGGAAUCCGGCGAUAAGAUUAGCGGAUUUGGCAGCGACUCAACCUCUUCCUCAUCAGAAUAUGACAGGCUUCCCGGGGCUAGGGGUGCAUCACCCUCACUCCCACCAUGCCCACCACCACCCUGGGGAGAUGGGCAACGACCCCGGAGUGGCACUCACUCCAUUUGGACCCGAGCACAUGGCACAGACAAACGCUCUCAAACUUAGCCCCUCUCAGCACAUUCAGAGCCACCACGAAGCCCAGACCGCUGCAACGGCAGCAUCCUUCACUUCUGCUCAGACCACAGUAGGUUUCCCCGUGGCUCCUCACCCCCACUCAGGCUACUCUAGCAGCAGGGACUACAUCCUCAGGAGAGAACUCUCAGCCUCGGCUAUGCAUGCACUUGGCGACCAGCAUAGUUCCGCCUCCUCCCCUCAUCACCAUGGCAUGUUCAUCGCACCAACAGGUGCUUAUGGGCACGCCGAGACUGGUGCCCAUCCACUUUUCUCUGGACUCCACGACCAAGCGGCCCCAGGUGCCCACCACCACCACCACCACCAUGCCCUCAACGGGCAGAUGCGUUUGGGUCUACCGGGGGACAUCUACGGCAGGCCAGAGCACUUUGGCCACAGGCCCGAGCACUAUGGACCCUCUUCUAUCCACAGCUACAACUCCAUGAACCUCAAUGUGAACAUCGCUUCUGCUCCUCACGGAGCCGCGGGGGCGUUUUUGAGAUACAUGAGGCAGCCCAUCAAGCAAGAGUUAAUCUGCAAAUGGAUUGAACAGGAUGAAUCUUCAAAGAAGCCCUGCUCCAAAACUUACAGCACCAUGCACGAGCUGGUCAACCAUGUCACGGUGGAGCACGUCGGGGGACCGGAGCAAGCCAGUCAUGUCUGCUUCUGGGAGGAAUGUCCGCGGGAGGGGAAAGCUUUUAAGGCGAAAUACAAACUGAUAAACCACAUCCGAGUUCACACGGGAGAGAAACCAUUCCCUUGCCCUUUCCCCGGCUGCGGAAAAGUUUUCGCUCGCUCGGAAAAUCUAAAAAUUCACAAAAGGACGCACACAGGGGAGAAGCCUUUCAAGUGCGAGUUUGACGGCUGCGACAGGAAAUUCGCCAACAGCAGCGACCGGAAGAAGCACUCACACGUCCACACGAGUGACAAGCCUUACUACUGCAAAGUCAGAGGCUGUGACAAGUCCUACACGCACCCCAGCUCGCUGCGGAAGCACAUGAAAGUCCACUGCAAGUCGCCCCCGCCCCCUUCUGCCAACGCUUCGUACCAUUCCUCUACGAACCCUCUUGGCGCGCCCCUUUCGCCCGCCUCCGAACCGCACAGGAACCGGUCCGCGAACCUCUCGCCUCAGGUUACCAACCUCAAUGAGUGGUACGUGUGCCAGGGGAGCGGGGGACCCAACCAUCUCCACACCCCCUCCAGCAAUGUGCCAACUUCGGACUCGGACGAAGAGGACUCUUUCAGAAAUUCAGACCCGAGGACAAUGCUCUAA